AUGUCGCUUGAAGAAAAGUUUCCGGCCUAUGGUGGCCGUGGGCCUGGCGAUUUGCGCCUCGGCAUUACAUUGGCCAUCAUUGCUACCAUUUUCAUGGCUAUGCGCGUCUACGUGCGGUUGUUUAUGAACAAAUUUGGAACUACAGCCUUGAUGUGGUCACUCGCUGCUUGGUUGCUUACUGCUAUCACUCAAAUCUUUGGAAUCCUUUCCGUCCUCCACGGCCUUGGAAACCAUAUCACACUCAUUAUCAAAGUCGGCGAAUUACACCACUUCCUUCUCUUUACCUGGGUUACUGUAUUCUUCUUCAAUCUCGCCAUUCCAACCGGCAAAGUGGCCGUCGCUGCAUUCUUGAUUGAAAUGAAUGGACAAAGCAACCCGAAGAUUCGAAAGAGCUUAAUUGCCGUCGCCGUUCUCAACAUCGUUCUUAAUAUCCCACAGGUCUUGAUGGUCUGGUUCCAAUGUACCCCCGUCACAGCGCUCUGGGAUCCCCUGCAACAAGACCAGUGUGACCACCGCAAGAGCGUAUACUAUACCUACUUUGUCGGCGCCGUCGCUGCCUUGUCAGACAUCUAUCUCGCUAUCGUCCCUAUCCACAUGCUCAUACCUCUGCGUAUCGAUCGAAAGCUCAAAUGGGGUUUGAGUUUCCUCAUGGGCUGUGGUGUCUUUGCCGGUGUAGCCGCUGUCGUCCGUACGUGGGCUGCCAAAUUCAUCCUAAGUGAAGACUCGUCUUAUGGCGUUGGCAUUCUAUUCUGCUGGGGUGAGGUUGAGGAGUGGCUUGUCCUAAUCACCAUGUCCAUUCCACCAGUGUGGCCUCUUUUCAGACCAUUCACCAAUCGCUUCAUCAAGUCAACCCUCACCGGAAGCAAAAGGAAGAGCUACAUGUACAACUACAAACAGCCAUACAGCACAACCGCAGUCGGUGAUCAAUCACCAGGAUUCCCUCCUCCUAUGGUCACGACUACUAUCUCCAUUUCGUCAGCGAAGGAUGGCGCUACGACAAUCGUGCCGUCGGAAACGAGCUCUCGGGUCUCCAACGAGCGGAUACCACACAACAUCCUGCAGGACAAGGGCUCGUCUACGACCUGGGUCGAAUUGUCUAAUUUGAAAGACCCGAAAGACCCGAAAGACCCACGGUAUUCACCUUGA
Molecule: messenger RNA, 1146 nt
Organism: Penicillium subrubescens
Lineage: Eukaryota; Fungi; Ascomycota; Eurotiomycetes; Eurotiales; Aspergillaceae
Exons: 4
Coding region: 1-1146 (381 amino acids)
Source: RefSeq, a predicted model, not a curated record